AUGGAUCUUGGGUCGGUAACUGGCAAUGUUAACGGGUCACCAAGUCUAAAAGAGCUUAGAGAAUCCAAACAAGACAGAUCCGGAUUCGACGGUGAGGAUUGCUUGCAACAAAGCUCGAAGCUAGCUAGAACAAUAGCAGAAGACAAACACUUGCCUUCCUCUUACGCAGCUGCUUAUAGCAGACCAAUGUCGUUUCAUCAAGGCAUUCCUCUUGCAAGAUCUGCUUCUCUUCUCUCCUCUGACUCUCGCCGGCAAGAACACAUGCUUAGCUUCUCAGAUAAACCAGAAGCUUUCGACUUCAGUAAAUAUGUCGGUUUGGAUAACAACAAGAACUCUCUCUCGCCGUUUCUUCACCAGCUUCCACCUCCUUAUUGUAGAACCCCAGGAGGAGGAUAUGGUUCUGGUGGAAUGAUGAUGAGCAUGCAAGGGAAAGGACCUUUUACAUUGACUCAAUGGGCUGAGCUAGAGCAACAGGCCUUGAUCUAUAAGUAUAUCACAGCCAAUGUCCCUGUUCCUUCUAGUUUGCUCAUCUCUAUCCAAAAGUCCUUUUACCCUUAUAGAUCAUUUCCUCCCAGUUCCUUUGGAUGGGGAACAUUCCAUCUAGGUUUCGCAGGAGGUAAAAUGGAUCCUGAGCCAGGGAGAUGCCGUAGAACAGACGGUAAGAAAUGGCGGUGCUCAAAAGACGCUGUUCCUGAUCAGAAGUACUGUGAAAGACACAUCAACAGAGGCCGUCACCGUUCAAGAAAGCCUGUGGAAGUCCAACCUGGCCAAACCGCUGCGUCCAAAGCGGUUGCAUCGCGUAACACUGCAUCUCAAUCACCUAACAACAGAGUCCAGAAUGUGAUAUAUCCAUCCACCGUCAACUUGCCACCCAAGGAACAGAGAAACAACAACAACAGCUCUUUUGGGUUUGGUCACGUAACCUCUCCUUCAUUGCUCACAUCGUCGUACCUAGACUUUAGCAUCAAUCAAAACAAGCCUGAAGAGCUGAAAUCGGAUUGGACGCAGCUUUCAAUGUCAAUUCCAGUAACAUCAUCGUCUCCUUCCUCCACCGCUCAAGACAAAACCGCCCUCUCGCCUCUCAGGCUAGACCUACCGAUCCAAAGCCAGCAGGAGACGCUGGAGGCUGCGAGAAAGGUGAAUACGUGGAUACCAAUCUCGUGGGGAAACUCAUUAGGAGGUCCGUUAGGGGAAGUGCUUAACAGCACAACGAGUAGUCCCACGUUGGGAUCUUCUCCUACAGGUGUUUUGCAAAAGUCCACGUUCUGCUCACUCUCUAACAGCAGCUCUGUAACCAGCCCCGUUGCGGACAACAACAGAAACAACAAUGUUGACUACUUUCAUUACACAACCUGAAACUAGUCAUGAGCGGGCUUUGUCUUUUUUAUUUAUUUAUGAUAAUUUGUUUCUUGGUGCAUUGCUCUUCUUUUUGUACUGCGUUUUGGAUUUCUUAAGUCUUGAAUAGUUUCAUGAUAACCUAAUAUAAUAACCGUCUUGAUUCUUAAGUUAA
Molecule: messenger RNA, 1510 nt
Organism: Brassica rapa (field mustard)
Lineage: Eukaryota; Viridiplantae; Streptophyta; Magnoliopsida; Brassicales; Brassicaceae
Product: growth-regulating factor 2
Biological process (GO): DNA-templated transcription; developmental process; regulation of DNA-templated transcription
Cellular component (GO): nucleus
Molecular function (GO): ATP binding
Source: RefSeq, a predicted model, not a curated record